UUCUGUAGCGCUUUGGAAACUUGAACCGGAAGCUUUUCUGGUGUCAACCAGCUUGUCUGAAGCUGCAGUGUUGUUGUUGCUAGCGCUUUAGCCGCUGCUCUGUUCUUGUCAUGUCACUAACGGCAAAUUUACCGUAAACACACUGUCACAAACAAACAUUGUUUUUAAGCGUUCGCCUUUGUGGAGGGGUAAGAAGAUAAAGCUGUGGCCGGGGAGCCGAAAAGUGAGAUGAAAUGACAACGUCGACACUACAGAAAGCGAUUGAUCUCGUCACCAAAGCCACAGAGGAGGACAAAGCGAAGAAUUAUGAGGAGGCUUUGCGAUUGUACCAGCAUGCUGUGGAAUACUUCCUGCAUGCCAUCAAAUAUGAGGCCCACAGCGACAAAGCCAAGGAGAGCAUACGUGCCAAGUGUAUGCAGUACCUGGACAGAGCGGAGAAGCUCAAAGACUAUCUGAAGAACAAAGACAAGCAGGGCAAGAAGCCCGUCAAGGAGGCACAGAGUAAUGACAAGAGCGACAGCGACAGUGAGGGAGAAAACCCAGAGAAGAAGAAACUGCAGGAGCAACUUAUGGGUGCCAUUGUGAUGGAGAAGCCCAAUGUAAGGUGGAAUGACGUUGCUGGACUGGAGGGAGCAAAAGAAGCUUUGAAGGAAGCUGUUAUCCUGCCCAUCAAGUUCCCUCACCUCUUCACAGGCAAGCGGACUCCGUGGAGAGGCAUCCUUCUGUUCGGUCCUCCAGGGACGGGGAAGUCCUACCUGGCCAAGGCCGUGGCCACCGAAGCCAACAACUCCACCUUCUUCUCCGUGUCCUCCUCUGACCUCAUGUCCAAGUGGCUGGGAGAGAGCGAGAAGCUGGUGAAGAACCUGUUCGAUCUGGCGCGUCAGCACAAACCUUCGAUCAUCUUCAUCGACGAAGUGGACUCGCUGUGCGGCUCCAGGAACGAGAACGAGAGCGAGGCGGCGCGCCGCAUCAAGACAGAGUUUCUGGUCCAGAUGCAAGGUGUUGGCAACAAUAACGAUGGUAUUUUGGUGCUUGGAGCCACCAACAUCCCCUGGGUGCUGGACGCUGCCAUUCGCAGAAGAUUCGAGAAGAGGAUCUACAUCCCUCUCCCGGAGGAGCCGGCCCGGGCCCAGAUGUUCCGACUUCACCUUGGCAACACGCCGCACAGCCUGAGCGACGCCGACCUCCGCGAGCUCGCGCGCAAAACGGACGGCUACUCGGGCGCCGACAUCAGCAUCAUUGUUCGGGACGCGCUCAUGCAGCCGGUCAGGAAGGUCCAGUCGGCUACUCACUUUAAAAAGGUUCGUGGUCCGUCCCGAAGCAACAACCAGGUGAUGGUGGAUGACCUCUUGACCCCGUGUUCCCCUGGAGAUCCUGCAGCCAUAGAAAUGACCUGGAUGGAUGUGCCUAGUGAUAAGCUACUGGAGCCCAUAGUUUGCAUGUCGGACAUGUUGCGCUCUCUGUCCACCACGCGUCCCACAGUCAACACCGAAGACCUGAUGAAGGUGAAGAAGUUCACAGAGGACUUUGGGAUGGAGGGUUGAGGGAUGCCGGCCCCGGAGGCUCAGACCUGCUCCCAGUAACGCCACUCCUCUUCGUCCUCCUCCUCCUCACCGCUGUGUAGGCUUCCAUCUCUCAGACUGGUUGACAUCCUCCUGAUCUGACGUCUGUUAAAGCAGGCCACGAUUAUAGAACAUCCGAAGGACGUUUUCCAAAUGCCACAUUAGACAAAUCUGUGUGGUUUUUUUUGUUUGCUUUUUUUUGGUAGUUGGACAGUAGAUCUCAUGUCUCUCGCCCUCAUUUCUGAUGAUGUAACCCUGCAGAAUCUUCACUACAUGAACUCGGCUGCAUUUUACGCUGGGAAACGCUCCAAGUCCGCCCCGAGCCGACCCGCUCUACGACUGAAGGACUGUACGUUUUGUCGCCGUCGUGCACUUUGCUUUGGAUCCACAUGAAGGACCCUGAUGACUGAAGGUGAAGCAGAAGUUUAUAAUUUCCACCAGGCAUGCAAGCGUGUGAAUGCAUCUCAGUGUUUUUAUUGUUAAACGUGCGUGUCUUAAUGUUUCUGUUUAAAUGUCAGGAGCCGGUUGUUCGCGUAUUUAAUGUUGAAGCGUGUCUGGCUCAGGCCUGCAGCUGCAGGCUGGUAGCAAUCUGACCGAAGUGUUUUACACAAGAGAUGUGCCUGACUGGGAGAAAAACGCCUCUAGUUUUUAUUAUUCCUAAUCCUAGGAUGAAAAAUGGAAGGAUUUUCUGGUCUUCUUUUGUCACGUUGUAACAAAUCAAAAUAUUUGAACUCUAAAUUUAAAGAAAAAAAGUUCAUUUGUUUUAGCUUUAUCAGUGGAAUAAUACAAAUUAUUUUUCUGCAGAUUGAAAUUUUUUUUUUUUUUUGAGCUUCAGUUUUUUUUUUUAAUCUAUUCUCAUUUAACUUUAUACCAGAAAAAAAGGAGCUUUGAAACUUUGAAAUUUUGGCGUUUUGCCUGCAAAAUGUCCCGAUUCUUCAGUUUAUCCGAUCAGACUUUUUCUGGCCUAUAGGAAUUUCUGGUGGCACAUUAUACAGAUUAUACAGCAGAGUUGAUGGAGGUCAUAGUUUUAAAUUAGGGUUUCACAAAUUCCAUAAAAUAUGAUAUUAGGUUUGAACCCAAAUCUUCCAGGCACUUUUCUUUCUUUACCUUUUACACACAGACCUCAUCACUCUGUGAGUUUUAUUUUGUUUCUGGCAAUAAACGGAAGAAUGAGAGUCCACCCAGCUCAUUAAACAUGGAUAAACAUGGAACGAAAGCCAGAAACUUUAAAGAUAAAAUCCUACCAAUGAUUGCUUCCGACAGGUGCGAUUGCCGAUAUUGCGAAAACGAUUUGAAAAAUCAUGCAGCUCUACUUUGAAUCCUACGAUUUUCCAGAAUUUAGGCAUAAAAAUCAGAUUUUUCAGAAUAAUUUAGGCAUUUUGAGGUCAAACUCAAAAUAAUCUAAUUUUGACAAUUAAAAGAAAUCUUUCAUUUGGAAAUAACCUGAAGCAGUCAUUAGGUAUUGCAGUUACCGUUUGGGGUAACAAAUGCCAAUGUUUUUACAUUUUGGAUAAAAUAUUUAAUUGCAUCUCAUUACAGCUGAACCAGAACAAUCACUUGAUUUUUAAAACCUUGUCAACGCCCACGAAGGAGACCCUGUCCGGCACAUCUCUGAGAUUUCCCUGCACAUGUAGUGUUAACCUUAUUUAUGAUUAUUCGUCACCUCGGUAGAGAAACAGUAUGUUUACAUUUGAAGUAUUACCUUUCUUGCUGAUUUAGCACCUUUGAAAGGCCUAAUUGAUUUUUUGGAUUGUUUUUUUUUUGCUUUUUGGGAGAGAAAUCCACACUAAUUUUCCUUUGAGAUGCUGUCGUCUAGUUUUGUUUUCAGUCAUCUUGGUUGCUAGGAGAGCAGCUGGACGUCUUCAUCGACUCUUGACAUCAGGACUCCAAGCUCCGUGUGUCCUGACUGAGCGAUGUGGUGAAUUGAUAACUCAGCGCUACAGUAGUACAGCUCUGUGUUUGUCCAGGUACCUUCUGGUUCAGUGGGAGCUUAGUUAACAAAAUCCCUGGUGUGGGGAAAUAACCUGCUGCUGGCUGUGUAACCAUUACAACUAAUUUAACCGGAGUUAAUAAAAACUGACAUUUCAAAUGAA
Messenger RNA from Xiphophorus hellerii (green swordtail), 3655 nucleotides. It is a transcript of the gene vps4a, whose product is annotated as vacuolar protein sorting 4 homolog A. Lineage: Eukaryota; Metazoa; Chordata; Actinopteri; Cyprinodontiformes; Poeciliidae. The record is from RefSeq and is a predicted model, not a curated record. Gene Ontology annotation, molecular function: ATP binding; ATP hydrolysis activity. Gene Ontology annotation, biological process: vacuole organization; endosomal transport. Bases 234 to 1544 code for a protein of 436 amino acids. The transcript has 11 exons.